AUGUCUGGACUGAUAGACGGUAUCCCUGACGCUGUUGCCCUCAGGUGCCUUGCACGGGUUCCCUUCUACCUUCAUCCAAAGUUGGAACUUGUUUCCCAGUCCUGGCGAGCAGCCAUUCGCAGUGCUGAACUUUUCAAAGCUCGACAGGAGGUCAACUCAUCUGAGGAUUAUAUGUGUGUGUGCGCAUUUGACCCUGAUAAUUUAUGGCAGCUUUAUGAUCCCCUGCACGACAUUUGGAUUACACUCCCUGUCCUUCCUUCAAAUAUCAGGCACCUUGCCCACUUUGGUGUGGUCUCAACCGCAGGAAAGCUGUUUGUGCUAGGUGGUGGCAGUGAUGCUGUUGAUCCAUUGACUGGUGACCAAGAUGGAAGUUUUGCGACCGAUGAGGUUUGGUCAUAUGACCCUAUCACUCGUCAGUGGACCUUGUGUGCAUCCAUGAUUGUGCCUCGUGCUAUGUUUGCAUGCUGUGUCUUGGAUGGAAAGAUCGUUGCUGCUGGUGGUUUCACUAGCUGCAGGAAAUCAAUUUCUAAAGCAGAAAUCUACGAUCCUGAUAAGGAUGUCUGGGACUCAAUACCUGAUCUGCACCACACUCACAAUUCUGCAUGCUCGGGAGUUGUUAUUGAGGGUAAGGUGCACGUCUUGCACAAGGGAUUGUCAACCGUGCAGGUCUUGGCUAAUGUGAAGCAGGGUUGGAUAGUUCAUGAUUAUGGUUGGCUCCAGGGUCCAAUGGCAGUGGUUCGAGGGAUGCUCUAUGUGAUGAGUCAUGGCCUAAUUUACAAGCAAGAGAGAGAAGCAAGGAAGCCAAUUGCUUCAGCAUCUGAGUUUCGGAGAAGAAUUGGGUUUGCAAUGAUUGGCUUGGGAGAUGAUAUAUAUGUGAUUGGAGGAGUAAUUGGGCCGGAACGCUGGAAUUGGGACAUCAAGAUGAUGUCUGAUGUUGAUUUUCUGACGCUUGGGAGUGAGAGAUCAAUUUGGCGUCAAGGGGCUCCUAUGACACGGUGCCGGGGAACAAUUCUUGGUUGUGCACAGCUGAGAAUUUAG
This is a messenger RNA of Ilex paraguariensis (yerba mate), 1038 nucleotides long. The record is from the annotation of a GenBank genome assembly. Lineage: Eukaryota; Viridiplantae; Streptophyta; Magnoliopsida; Aquifoliales; Aquifoliaceae.